AGAAAGAGGAGGCGAGGGAAGGAGGAGCGAGCAGGGAGCAGACUGACAGAGCUUCAUUGCGCUCAUUCGUUCUUCUGUGCUUGGCAAAGCAGCUUCUCCGUCUUUCUCUCUCACUCUUAACCUCCAGCUUUCUAGUUGGCGCGCAAAAGAAGCAAGCAAGGGGCAGAGGAGCUCCUCCUGCUGUCACACCAUGCUGCCCUGGAAGAGGAAUAAGUUUGUUUUGGUGGAGGAUGAGAAUAAAAUGAAAGCCAAAAGUCUUGGAAAUGGACUGACCUAUCACUCCAUCCUCUCCUCUUUGCUACGAUCCUGUCCUGACCUGCUGCCCGAAUGCCCCUUCGACUGGGUGGGAAACAUCUUCCAUAGCAAACGACAGAAAGUGGAAUUAAACAGAGAGGAGCCGGUUUACAAUGUGCGCUAUCUGGGAAGCGUGGUCACCAUCACAGCUAAGGGGGAAGGAUGCACCCAGGAAGCGGUUGCCAAGAUUUGGGCAAAAAGCAGCUACGGGGAGCAGAGCGUCAAAAUGAGGUUGACCGUGGGACCGCAAGGCAUCCGCAUGAGUGCGUACAAAUCAGGGGAAAAAAGUCCAAUUCAUCUGUACUCUCUAAGCAGGAUCACCUACUGUUCGGCGGACCCGUGUCGGCCCAAGAUCUUGGCCUGGAUCUACAGGCACCAGAUUAAAAACAUGGCCAUCGUCCUUCGUUGUCAUGCUGUCUUGGUGAGCAAGCCGGAAAAGGCCCAAGCUAUCGCGCAAAGCCUCUACCAGCACGCCACCUCUGCCUUCAGUGAGUUUAAACGACUUAAGCGGCAGAGUGACUUCCGGCACUGCCAGCAGCAGCUCCUGGGGGAGGAGGCGGUACCCCUCAUGCCCCUCAGGAGACUGCUAAACGGCCAGUGCCACUACAGGUCAACCGCCGACACCCCUGGGAGCGCGACUCGUCUCUGCUCCAUCACAGAAGAAGAGGAGGAUGACGAAAACGGCAAUAAUGAGAAACCACCCUCAGAAACGGAGCCCAAAAGGAAGAAGAAGGUUUUAACGACAAAUACAGACCCAACUCAAUUACUUUCCCAGUUGGACCUCGGGGAUAUCGCUGGACUGGAGCAGUGCCAAAUCAACUUUAUCAGUGAACACAAUAACAACACCUUCACAUUUAUAACCUCGCUGGUGUGAUAACGCUGAUCAGACAACAAAUGGGACUUAUUCGUCUCGGCGUUUCACUUAAUACGCCAUUUGGGCUCCCUCUUUUCCCCUCCGCUUGAAAUUCACCAGCAUCUGCUGGCUGGCUGGCUGGCUGGUCUUGCGCAAGGGCACUUUGUGUUCUGGCCAGAUGGGUCUGACGCUGGUGUGCCAGAUUGACUGUUGCGAGUGGGGAAUGUUUACAAGGAGAGUUCCUGAUGCACACACUUACGAGCACAGUGACGAACAUCACUUUCGGACAGCAUGAGAUGACGUACGGUCAUGUUUUUAUUACCAAGCAGUCCCUUGUCAGGGUGUUUGUAUGUUUGUGUAAUAUUUUAAUGUGACAAUCACGAUGUUCAGAUGACAUAAAUUUGUUACUGAUUUAAUAAUGAAAGAGGUGAUGAAUUAGGAUGUAAGCCAUUGACUGGAUGUUUAAUUACUGCCAUUUGCAAUCGUCCUCAUCAUUUAUGCAUGAUGUGUCAACUGUAACCUUUCACGCUUGGCUUUUGUUUAAUCACACACCUUCAAAGGGAACACUGUGAUAUAUGUGCAAGCAGGGAUAGAGACAUAGAGAAAAGUUCAAUAUUUGUUGUGCAUUUUGAAAUCCAUCUGUCUUUAUUGUGCUCCAUCGAGAUUCUUUCCACAUUGGAUCUUAUACACCCUCAUGGCUUGAAAAAUUGUUUGGAUUAAACCUGAAAGCUAAUUUCCUUUUAAUUCAUUCCUGUGUUGAAUAAAGAUUUUGAAAAUUUAAGAAAGACGAUAAAUAAAGACUUCUGUAUGAUUCCUUGGUGAUCUUCGAGCGAUCAAGUAGUUUAUUGAAAUGAAACUGUGCAUUUGCAUGUUUCAAACAUGGGCGUAGGUUUGCAUAGGGACGGCAGGGACAUGACACUACCAACUUUUCAGGAUGCUCAAACAGUCCCCGCCAACUUUUAAGCAACUUUAU
Molecule: messenger RNA, 2120 nt
Organism: Corythoichthys intestinalis (scribbled pipefish)
Lineage: Eukaryota; Metazoa; Chordata; Actinopteri; Syngnathiformes; Syngnathidae
Gene: fam43b
Product: family with sequence similarity 43 member B
Exons: 1
Coding region: 191-1168 (325 amino acids)
Source: RefSeq, a predicted model, not a curated record